CUUUUGAAGUAUACAUUAUUAUUGACGUCAAGCUAUACUCAGAUGUCAAAUACCUAUUCAAUUUUUGUACGAGCAGUUCGGUGUUUCCUGAAAUUUACAAAAUUGUAGUGUGAGCCGUAGACGAUGAACGGCGAAGGCGAACCACCCGACAUUCCCAUCGAGUACGAACCGGUGGACGAGGGUUGGAGUGCCUGCGACGAGUACUACGACGCUGAGCAAGAUGAUGCCUAUUACGACGACUAUUACUACGAGGACGGAGACGUAAUCGAAUAUCAAAGGCCUUUUCCUGAUGUUCGGGACGACUACCGUGCCCCAGUGGCGCACCCCUAUGCAAAUAUGACCAGACCAAGAACAAGCCCAGACGCCGAGCUUGUCCAGUACGAAACAGAUCUGGCGGUUAACCCUUUGUCGAAGUCGCAGCACAACAUCAGCCAGGCAUAUCGACUCGGAUGCGAUCACGACAACGUGGCGCUCUUUGAUUCCAGAACAGGCAACUAUUACAGAAUGGUGACGGAGAACUAUUGCGGUCCGGAGCUGAGGAUUGCCAGACCGGUGCUCGACGACGCCAAGUCCGGAGGGAGGCGCUGCCCAACCACCGUCAAAAUUCCCAAGUUUUACAAAAGGGCCAGCGGCUCAGGACUGUAUAAACGACCCUCAUCAUCUUGCACCCCAGCGAUUUCCCAGCAACAGGAUCACGUCGUGAUUGAAAGACCCCGUUCGGCUGUGAGCAGAGCUAGGACUCCGGAGACGCAGGUGCGUCACAAGGAAGAAGUUGUGCAAGAAGAACACCACAUAAUGGAUUCUGGAGGAGACGUUACCACAGAAGAAUACUUAUCGCACUUGGACAAAGUCCUUGCUAAGUACGAAGCUGAAUCACGCAAAGGUCCCUUCUGCGUCUACGAAAACAGUCCAUUGGCAAAACUUGCCAAAACCCUUAAACCAAGAAUUCCGAGUUCUAUUCAGCAACGCAUGGAAAGACAGAAGGCCAAGGAAAAGAUGAAGGUGCUUGAAAACUACGAAAUCCAUACAAUUCCCAAGACUCAGUUAAAUGCAACUGGUGGAGAAAUUAAAAUGACCCCUGAUUCAUUGGAAGAACUGUUGGAGAAACUUAGACAUAUGAAGCCUAACAAUCGAGCCUCCAACGACAGCAAAACUCCCAAUGAAACCAAACCCAAUCAAGAACCUGCCUUUCAGAAACAGUACCCACAUACCGUUACACAAAAACCCCCCAACUCAUUGAAAAAAUGCUAUAACUACCAAGACAUUUCAGACAAACUACAAAAAUCCUCAUCAUACCACAUUUCAACUAUACCACUAGGACCCCAAUCCACUGAAGAAAUGGAAUUACCAAAAACCAACGAAGAAUCACCACUACUGCAGGAAGAAGCCUUACCCCAAACGAAACAAGAUAGCUUCACUCAAUACAUGGAAGAAAAUUACGAAUUGGACGUGAAGGCCUCGCAAACAAGCAAUGCUAGUUGCAAAAACAUAACGACUCAAACUUUGGACGAUAAUAGCGCUUUGGAGCUGCACAGAUCCAAAAGUUACAUUGUUAAUUUGAUCGACAGAGCCCUGAGCAAGGAACUGGGAACUGUUCCGUCAUCUCGAUGGAAUGAAAAACAAAUUGAAAAUUUCAACACAAAGAAGGCGAUAAAACUGAUAAACAGACAUAAGCAACAGCCAAUUCCACAGGAAAUCGAAAAAGAUGACUGCACUGAUCUAGCACCGAUUUUACUCGAUUCGAUAAUAUCGAAUGAGUCAGUACCAACUGAAAGUAGUCAACUGCCGAGUACUAGCGAAACCACAAGUAAAACUUGUUCUUGCCGUGAUCAACCUGAAUAUGUAAAGCAGUUAAGGCAGUUGCGUUGGAGCCAUCUGAAGCACAUUCAGAAGGAAGUGAAACAAUUGGAGGAGUUGGAAAGGUUCCUGGAUUCUUGUGGGGAUCUGUAAACUUAAGUGGUUUUUGUUGAUACUGUAUUGUCAUUGUGUAAAAUAAGAGCACCUUUUUAAUUUA
Messenger RNA from Aethina tumida (small hive beetle), 2014 nucleotides. RefSeq lists its product as uncharacterized. The transcript has 9 exons. Bases 124 to 1950 code for a protein of 608 amino acids. NCBI's taxonomy places the organism in Eukaryota, Metazoa, Arthropoda, Insecta, Coleoptera, Nitidulidae. The record is from RefSeq and is a predicted model, not a curated record.